Messenger RNA from Spodoptera exigua (beet armyworm), 612 nucleotides. Lineage: Eukaryota; Metazoa; Arthropoda; Insecta; Lepidoptera; Noctuidae. The record is from the annotation of a GenBank genome assembly.
AUGGACACCCGCAACGCCAGAGGAGUUAAGAACGUGUUGCCUUCCUUUAAGGGUUUGGGGGAGGGGAAGACCUGGACCUCCGGUAACCUCACUCACACGGCGAAACACAGCGCUGUGGUUGUUUCACGGCGAUUUUCUGUGAGGCUUCAUUGGUAUUCACCAUACCCGAGGGAAAUGUGGGAGAGCCAUGCUGCGGCACGAAUGGCUCGGCUCGCCCGGAGUGAUACCACGGCCUCACAGAAAACUGGCGUGAAACAACCACAGCGCUGUAUUUCGUCGUGCGAGCGUCCGUUCUCGUGCGAGGAGUGCGGCGCGAGGUUCACUCAGCGCUCGAACCUGCACUCCCACCGCCGCGCCACGCACUACAACGACACCAGGCACCACUGUACCCUCUGUCCCAAGAAGUUCAAGCGGAGGAGGUUACUAGAGUACCACAUAAAGGCGACGCACACGGGCGAGCGUCCCCUGAAGUGCAACGUGUGCCAACUGUCCUUCGUGUACCCCGAGCAUUACAAGAAACAUGUCCGCAUACACUCCGGGGAGAGGCCCUACGUCUGCGAGACACUUCUGACAAACGGUGAAGGAAAACAUCGUGAGGAAACCUGGACUUAG